Molecule: messenger RNA, 2729 nt
Organism: Trichomycterus rosablanca
Lineage: Eukaryota; Metazoa; Chordata; Actinopteri; Siluriformes; Trichomycteridae
Product: rabenosyn-5
Exons: 12
Coding region: 147-2459 (770 amino acids)
Molecular function (GO): metal ion binding
Source: RefSeq, a predicted model, not a curated record
CUGUUUUAUCUGCCCCAGCUGGUGUUAUCCUUUGACGGACUGUCAGAGUAUUUACACGCAAAAGUAGCUGUCGUGGAUUAUCGAUGCACAUUUUGGGAAAUGGAGACUUUGUGGGGUGACCUCAUGUUUUGACCUCCAUCAACAUUAUGGCCCACAGUUACAGCUCACAGUUGGACGGUUCGGUUGAGGUGAAGGAGGGUUUUCUUUGCCCACUGUGUCUGAAAGACUUGCAGUCUUUCUACCAGCUGCAGGAUCACUAUGAAGAGGAGCACUCAGGAGAUCACCGUCACGUCAGCGGACAGCUCAAAAGUCUGAUGCAGAAAGCAAAAAAAGCCACAGACAAGCUUCUAAAACGGGACGGCGACGAGAGAACCGAAAGCAGUUAUGAGUCCUUUUAUUACGGUGGAGUGGAUCCUUACAUGUGGGAACCUCAGGAGCUUGGAGCUACUCGGAGUCACCUGGAUUUCUUUAAAAAACACAGAGCUGCUAGGAUUGACCAUUAUGUCAUUGAGGUCAACAAACGCAUCAUUAGGCUGGAAAAGCUUAUUUCCUUUGACAGAACUAACAUGGAUGCUGGGAAAAUAAGAGCCCUGGAAAAGUCGGUGGUGCCGUGGGUGAGCGAUCAGGAUGUACCGUUCUGCCCGGACUGUGGGGACAAGUUUACCAUCAGGAACCGACGCCAUCACUGCCGCCUCUGCGGCUCUAUUAUGUGCAGGAAGUGCAUGGAUUUCGUGCCUCUGCCUCUGGCGUACAAGUUAACCAGCGGUACUCGGGAGGCCCUGUGUGUGCCAGGCAGUCCAAGGCAGGGUGGGACCUCUGGAGGAGGAAGCUCUACGGUGCAGCAGUCUUCCCGACGAGGCUCCAUCAGCAGUCUCUCCUCAGUGAGCUCUGUGCUGGAGGAAAAAGACGAGGACCGUAUCCGCUGCUGCCACCACUGCAUGGACGCGCUGCUCUGUCACCAGCACAAACUGGAGGAGAAAGAUCACGUGCCAGACAUCGUCAAACUGUAUGAGAGGCUGAGGACGUGCAUGGAGAAAGUGGACGAGAAGGCACCAGAGUACAUCACCAUGGCUGAGUCGCUAAAUGCUGGUGAGAGCACCUACAACUUGGAAACUGCCGCUACUCUAAGGAGGGAGGUGCAGAAAUACUAUGAACUCAUCGAUGCUUUAAGCAAAAAGAUCCUAACACUCGGACUCAAAGAUGAGCAGCCUCCUCAUCCGAAAGUUCUUCAGCUGCAGAAGAUGGUGCGCUACUCCGCAACGCUGUUUGUACAGGAGAAGCUGUUGGGUUUGAUGUCUCUUCCUACGAAGGAGAAAUAUGAGGAGCUGAAGGUGAAGAGAAAAGAGGAGCAGGAGAGGAGACUCCAGCAGGAAAGACAGGCUGCCCUGGAGGCACAAAAGCGCAGAGAAACCGACAAGACCCGCGCCACUCCCAGUGCCAACGGAGACGUUCCUCGUCCUGCUCUGGGCCCUCGCAUGACCAAGGGCGGCGGCUGGCUCCCAUCCUCAACCACCCUGCAGUGUGACAACCAGCUGGAUGACCCACUGCUGCAGCAGAUCGACAUCAUCAAAUCGUUCCUCAAGCAGGCCCGAGCAGCCAACCGCACAGACGAGGUAGCCAUGCUGGAGGAGAACCUGAAGCAGCUCGAGGAGGAGUACGACGCGCAGCAGAUGAGCCAAGCUAUCGAGUUCUCACGCCGACAGGCCGAGGAGGAGGACCUGCAGAGAAGCCAGAUCCUCCAUCUCCAGCAGAAGGAGAUGGAGGGCAGAGGGUUUAGCAGAACAUGCUCGUCGGAUUUCGGCGAUCUGAGGAACGCGGAGGAGCUAGACGAGAAGGAAAAGGGUGGCAGACGGGAUUUGAACACGAGUCCACAGCAGAGGAUUCUUUCCAUAGAUUCAUUUCCACGAUUACCCGGUAAUUCCCCACCAUCGUUGCGAGACGAACGGACUGCGACUCCCACUGGCGGAGAGGUGCAGACGGAAGCGUCGCUUAAUCCGUUUGACGACGAAGACUCCACUCCAGUUGAGGAAGACCCAACAAACCCGUUCUGUGAGGAGAUCAAAAAGGAGAACCUGCAAAAAGUUAACGGGAAAGCCAGCGAUUAUAACCCUUUUGAUGAUGAAGAGGAUCAAGAAAAGGAGGCAGAUCUAGAGAAGCAAAGUGCACCCGGAAACCCCUUUGGAGUUGACACAACUGAGACGGAUGUCGAAAACAACCCUUUCAAGGAGAUCUCAGACAACACGCCGACCGCCUCCACCAAUCCCUUCGAUGAGGAUGAUAGUGGCCCGGGGGUGAACGACAUGAUCGAGGAAGAGCUCCUGCUGCAGCAGAUCGAUAACAUCCGAGCAUACAUAUUCGACGCUAAGCUGAGCGGACGCACCGACGAAGUGGAGCUGCUGUCUCAAAAUCUGAAGGAGCUACAGAACACCUUACAGGAGCAAAAAAGAAAAGCGCACUAACUAACACGCUGAGCAUAGAUCAGAAUUUCAGAGGACGUUGGAAAUAGGCUGGAUGUAGAAUGUUUUGCCUCGAUUGCUGGCACGCACAAGCAAACAGCCAUUCGUGAACAAAAUAUUUGGUUCUUCUUGUUGUGCCAUGAUUAUUUUCAACGUGGUUUAUAAGCUUGAUUGUUUUAGGGUUGAAGUUUUUAAUGUGUACUGGUAAUGGAGGGAACAGCUAACACCUAACCCCAGUUUUCUACCAACCGAACGUGGAAGGCACUUUACUAA